Rattus norvegicus (Norway rat) is the source of this 572-nucleotide messenger RNA. It is a transcript of the gene Stfa2l3, whose product is annotated as stefin A2-like 3. The transcript is spliced from 3 exons. Gene Ontology annotation, molecular function: endopeptidase inhibitor activity; cysteine-type endopeptidase inhibitor activity. The record is from RefSeq and is marked validated. Gene Ontology annotation, cellular component: cytoplasm. Lineage: Eukaryota; Metazoa; Chordata; Mammalia; Rodentia; Muridae. Bases 80 to 391 code for a protein of 103 amino acids.
AGGAGGAGUUUACAGAUACAUUUAAAACCCUGACUCUCAGUGCUUGCAGGAUCAUUCCUUCUCAGCACCCUGCCCAGCAAUGGACAAAGGCACCCCAAGAAUAAAGGGAGGCCUGUCAGAGGCCAGACCUGCUACAGCAGAAAUCCAGGAGAUCGCUGACAAGGUCAGACCCCAGCUUGAAGAGAAAACCAAUGAGAAAUAUGAAAAAUUUGAAGCCGUCCAGUAUAAAGUUCAAGUUGUCGCUGGAAACAAUUACUUCAUUAAGGUGGAUGUAGGGUGUGGUUGUUACCUCCACCUACGAGUCUUCAGUGGUAUUUCCAGAGAAAAUAAUUUGGAACUUCAUGGAUACCAGACUAACAAAACCGAGAAUGAUGAGCUGACCAGCUUCUAAACAGCAAAUCCCAAUAUGAUCUCAUCCCUCUCAUUGUAAAGAAAUGCAGUCAUCAAUAAAGAUACAUUCUGGGGAUUGGGGAUUUAGCUCAGUGGUAGAGCACUUGCCUACCAAGUGCAAGGCCCUGGGUUCAGUCCUCAGCUCCAGAAAAAAAAAAAAUAAAGAUGCAUUCUUCAAAUAA